Molecule: messenger RNA, 3664 nt
Organism: Oryzias latipes (Japanese medaka)
Lineage: Eukaryota; Metazoa; Chordata; Actinopteri; Beloniformes; Adrianichthyidae
Gene: kbtbd11
Product: kelch repeat and BTB (POZ) domain containing 11
Molecular function (GO): protein binding
Source: RefSeq, a predicted model, not a curated record
UCUCCGUCCGUGACGCGCAGGAUGCCUGCAGGAAUGCAUCUUUGAGAUGGAGUGGCGCGCGCGUAAAGCAGAUGGAGCGACGCGUGGUCAGAAAUUGUCAGGAGUGGGCGUGGUUAAAAAAACGCCUCACUUUUGUCAAGUCUUGAAAAAGAUACAUUUAAAGAACAAACGUGUCCUCCUUAAAAGCAGACGUGGGAGCCGCCGGAGCGCUCCCGCUUCCUGCAGGAGGAGACGCACCGCUGCGCCUGAUCUGAAGGAGGUGCGACUUGGUAGAAAAGGGAGAGCGUGGUCGCUCCUCUGGUCUCGCCUCCUCUACGGAAUCCAGGAGGGUUUCAGAUCAGGAGCAGCGAGGAGGAGCCCUCCGAGGCGCCUGUGGGACAUGUUGGUGAUCGCCGGUCGGGUGGGAUCAGCCAUCUGAAGGAGCUAAGCGGAGGCUGGCCGCCUGAUCGCCUUACGUAACGGAGCUUUUGAGGAGGCGCCGAGGACGGAGGAUCUGCUCAGUCAAAAGCAAGAAAACGCAGGUGUCUUUUAGCUCAGUAUGAUCAUUGAGGACUUGGUCUUUGAUCCAAAGUGAGAUGAAUCAGGGAGAUAGCGCUGGUUCCAUCCUCCACACAGACGACCUUUUCACCAUCACAGACAGAAGCAGGAAUGACCGCCGCACAGAUUGCGUCCAAGCUCUCGUGCAGGAUGAGCAGGACUUCGGCUCUCCUUCGGAGAAGGAAUACUUGCUGGACGGAAGACUGAUGGAAAACAACCACGUGGCUCAUCCGGAGGGUAGCGGUGUGUACAUCCAGAAAGCUGACCUGUCACACCUCUGCAGUAACGCUGAUCCGGCGCACUCUGAGAUGUCCAACCGCACUGAUGGUACGCCACAAAAUGCAGUGAACAGUGGAAUCCACAACGGAGCAAAAGUUCCAUUCAGUGCAGACGUGUGCCCGUCCAGCCGAGCUGAGCAAAAAACAGAUCCUCAGUCGAGCCUUAAACGCAACGACAGCCGGCAGGAAGCUGAGGAAGAGCCGGACUUAGUCAUCGAAGUGGGCGGGCAGACCAUCAACGCGCACAAAGCUGUCCUGGCAGAGAAGAGCGACUACUUCAAAGCACGCCAGUCACGCAGUGUCCUGAAAGUGAAGGGCCUGAGUUACAAGACCAUGUCCACGCUGAUAGACUACCUUUACACCUCUCAGAUCAGCGUGAGCAAGAACAACGUUGUGGACGUCAUCACAGGGGCCAAAAUCCUCCAGAUCCACUGCGCCGUCCAGGCAGCUAUAGACUCCAUGUCGGAGCAGAUCACCGUAGAGAACUGCUAUGAGAUCCUCUCCAUCGCCAAGAAGCAGCGACUCAGUGAGCUGAAGGAGACGGCGUAUGGAUUCAUGAGCAACAACUUCCUCCAGAUCCUCAAAGACCCGGCCGUCUACGGACGUCUCACCGGGUCAGAGAGGGACCUGAUCCUGAAGAAGAGAACUGAGGGCAGGAAGGCUCUGAUGGUUGCAGAAGUAAACGACGUGUUUGACCGCGUCGGAAGUCGGCCCCCGAGUCGCAGUGGCAGCCGCCCACAGAGCCCCUUGUCUGUUGGGUCGUUGGAGGAGAACCACAUGAUCUACUUCUAUAAUGAAGCAGAGCGGGACUGGCAGUCUUUGACCGCAAUGCCUGAAGACGUUAACACUAAAGGGUGUGGAAUCUGCACCAUGUACAAUUACCUGUUCGUUGCAGGGGGGAUAAAGGGGGAUAAGGGCAAAGUUUCAGACAAAGUCUUCUGUUUCAACCCUAUCACGAACCGCUGGGCUGAGAUCAGACCCAUGAACCAGGCGCGUGCACAGCUCAAGCUUGUCUCAAUGGAUGGCUUCCUCUACGCAAUCGGAGGGGAGUGUUUGUUUACCGUGGAAAAGUACGACCCACGCAUGGACCGCUGGACAACAGUGGCCCCCCUGCCGAAGGGAGCCUUUGCCGUGGCCCACGAAGCCACCACCUGCAGCGGCGAACUCUACGUUUCAGGGGGCUCCCUCUUCUACCGCCUCCUCAAGUACGACCCCAAGCGAGACGAGUGGCAGGAGUGUCCGUACAACAACAGCAGGAAGAAGUCCUCGGACAUGGUCGCUCUGAGGAGCUUCAUCUACCGCUUUGACGUGAACCGCGAGCAAGGCAUCAACGUCUUCAAGUACAACACCAUCGUGAAGAUGUGGCACGACUGCAUGUCGCAGAGGCUCGGCAAUCACCUGCCCUUCCGGUGCGCCGUGAUCGGCAACCGCAUCUACUGCGUGAACAGGAGCCAAACUCUGCAGUUCGUGGUGGAGGAGGACAACGCCUAUUUCACCGAGGAGACGCUAGGAGCCCCCCUGGACGCCAAGGGCAUUCUUUUUCCUUUCGUUCUCAGUUUGCCCGAAAAGCCGGAAAAAGUCAAGUAAUGUGUGUUCAGUCGAAAUAAUUGUGGUUUUCAGCCAAAUGGCAAUAAGCAGAAGACCUUAUAUACUCUUCAGUGUCGGCUCUGAACUCGUCUCAUUGGCUGCUUGCAAUGGAAUGUGUGCAUUUGCAUGGCUAUUUAAUGCAUCUACAGGGUUAACUUAAUUUUAAUGUUAAAUAAUGUGUCUGUAAGAAUAAUGACAUGAUGAAAGUGAUUACCUUUGUUCAGUGCCCCUCUAUUACUAGAAUAGAAAAACACUUCAUUCCAACUGGACGUACGUUGGUUUUGUUAAAGAAAUAAUAGUCAAGCUUUGUAUGGCAGGCUCUAUGCAAAUGAGUGCAGAUGGUCCUUCUCUAACGCUAUCUAGUGGUUAUUAUUAGGGCUUAUACACUUACAGGGCUCCAUGUUCUGAUUUGAGAACCUAAUUUGUGUUCAAACCAAAAAAAAGAAAAAGAUCAUCGUGACACGUCGCGCUCUGUUCCCGCCUACAUUCGUCUUCGAGUGCAAUCUUAGAUUCAGCCUUAAACGAUGAUCAGCAGAGAUGAUCCAUUCUCAUCCUUCUCAUCCACACAAACAUUUUUUUAGUAGAUUUAUUCAAAUGUGUGUAUUUCUUACAUUUCAGAAUCUAUUUUUAAUGAAAGAUUUUGUACAAAGCAACUCAAAAAACACCACAAUACAAUAAUAGGUUGGUUGGUUCUACAAUUAGAGCAAGAAUGAACAAUUAUGGCAGAAAAAACAGGAUCUAAACUUAGUACGCUUUUUAAAUCAAAUACUUCAAACAUAAAGUGUCCUUCUUAUAUUUUUACCCAUUACCCUUUUCAGGUGACCACAGAGCUCCACAAACAAACUUCUGUUUAUGUAAUAACUAACAGGUCAUGAUGGUGUUGCAUUAGUGCAAAUUCAUAAAAACUCUUUUUUUUUUUUUGGUUGUGUGAUGCUGCAGUAGCACCGUGGGAAUUUGCUUUGAAAGCUUCAUCCUUGGAACAAAUUGUUCUUGUUUGCAUAGAUGUUGAUCUGAUUCAGGUUGCAUUGACGUGGUUGUGAUUUUGCUGGCUGGCAUCAGUUUUGCUGUGUGCAAAAAAUAUUUGUUUUCUUUUUUUUUGUCUGAGCUUUGAACCAAGUGGGAACCGCUGCCGUGAUGCAAUGCCAGCUCAUAGCUUCCUGUCUGUGCUGUUUGGAAUGAGCUCUUGAAUGAACUGCUGGACCAUGAUAUCAGUAAAAAAUGUGUCAAAAAGUGCUUCAAAUAAACAGAUUCCAUGUACCAAA